AUGCCGAUCGCAAGGAGACCUCCGCUUUACUGGCUCUUCCACUCCUGGCGCCUCUUUGGUUACAUCGCCCUCGUCCCGCCUCUGCUGGUCUACCAGCCUCUGGGGACCCUUGCUGCCUUCGCCGCCUACGCCGCCGUCCAUCGCCAGCGCUGGUGGCAGCGAAACGUGCACAGGGCUGUUGGCUUUGGAGCAUCUCGCCGACAUCGCUUCGUAAACGAGCACACGGAUGUGAUCAAAGCCGACAAGCGGUACCUCUGGUCGCUGCACCCGCACGGGCUGCUUGCAGACGGCUGGCACUCCCUCAUCGCGCGGAACUUGGAGUCCUUCGAAGACUCGGGAAACGGUCCGCCUGCCGUGGGGCGAAAGAUUGCCCUGUGCUUUGCCCCGGUGAUUCAACAUGUGCCGGUUCACCAGGAGAUGUACCGGGACUUGUGUACGUCCGCCAGUAGGAGGGACAUUGUGAAGUGGUGGAAGACCUCAGACACGGAUCCGGCGCUGAUUCCGGGUGGCUUCUCAGAGGCCGUGUUCGUGAACUCUGCCGAGCGAAAGUACGAGUACUCGUACCUGAAGGGCCGUAAGGGCUUCGUGAGGAUCGCUGUGGAGGAGGGGAAGGACAUCGUUCCUUGCUACACCUUCCGCCAGAGUCGGAUGUAUCGCACCCCACGCACACUGCGCGCCGCGCGGGCUCGCUUGUCCCAACAGAUUUUCGUGGGCAUCAUCCCUUUCUUUGGAUGGAUGGGCACUUCUAUGCCUCUCACGGACAAGACGACCUCGGUUGUCUUCCCGCCCUUCCCCGCCUCUGAGUACAAGGCAGACCAGGUAGAUGCGGCCCAUGCUGCGUACCUUGAGCACCUGAAAAAGUACUUUGACAUGUACAAGGGCCGCUUUGGCAUGAAGGACGUGGAGCUUGUGUUCAUAGGCAACGACUUUAAGGAUGACGACUGGGCGGCACGGGCCCUGCAUCGGCUGGGCUUGCUCUCGAGCCACGUGGUGGCCACCAAGCCGCACCCGCCGCCGCACUCCCGGCUCUGA
This is a messenger RNA of Symbiodinium natans, 1032 nucleotides long. Lineage: Eukaryota; Dinophyceae; Suessiales; Symbiodiniaceae. The record is from the annotation of a GenBank genome assembly.